CAUGCUCCGAGGAGGGCUCGGAGAAGGUUCCUGGUCGCCAGUGCUGUAGUGAUGGCUUCCUGUGAAGUCGGUCUCCGCUGUCGAGAUCCGCUGAAUUGAUCUGCGGAGUCGCGAAGGGCCUACCUUGACCGAAAGACGUAACAUUAGAAACUACGGGCAGUGUUUGAAGAUGGCGCAGAACUCUGUGUCCCUGUCCGCCGGCGAUCGAAGGAGCCGGGUGGCUUACCUCAGCUCUUCCCACGGUGACCUCAGCUCAUCGGCUUUAGCGUUGGCGAUGGUCUCCGGAGACAGCUUCCUCGUUACCAGGCCCGAGGCGAUUCUUCCAGAAUCUGUUCCUCCAUCCUCUGUGCGGCUGAACUUCCGGACCGAGAGCCGUCGGGCGCCUGGUGGCGGCCGAAGCCCGACCCGGUUUAAUGAGGGAAGGGAACUGGAGGCGCGGAGCCGAAGCCGACAGGCCAGAUUCUCACCUUACCCGGGCCCUGCGGUGAAACUCGACCUUCUAAGAAGUGUCCUGCAACAGCGUCUGGUGGCACUUGGAGGAGUUAUCGUAGCCCGUCUUUCGGCUUAAAACCAAUACCUUCCUCGGCCCUUCAAUUAGCGUGUAAACAAGCCCUCUCUCUAAAAUACUUCAUUGGUGCAACCGAAGUCUUCUUUUUAGAGGGGCGUCUUUUCUCUAACCUAGCGCAGAAGAAAAUGUUUGCAGUUACUUGAGUCACACGGUUUUAAAUAGCCAUGAUGAUUAGGUUGGAAGGGAGGAGGAGCAGAGAUUCUAUUGAGGUGGUCACAAAGCUGAGCUGAUUGGAUCAUCCUUCCCAGAGGUCAAUACUCCCUUUAUCCUCCCAACAAAGAAUCACAUUUUUCUCGCUUUCCACAAGUCUUACGGACCUCCCUGGCAUAUUCUCCUACUUUGAGACUUGUAAUUCCGAGCUUCCUUAACUGCCUACCUUUCCACCUCUGGCUAAUAUUACCUUUACUUCUGUUGGUUUAUUACUCUGGCAUGUCCUCCCACCUAUGGUCCUACACUUAAUCCUAUCAUUUUGUCCCUUACACUUCUUCCAUCCCCAUCCUCCAUCCUUUCUUAAGGAAUGUCUAUAGACUUCAGUCUCUACUACACUAAAGCAACAAAAGCAAAACCUAAACCUUGCUGCUCCUUUAAAUUGUUAAACGGAUUUACAUUUCUUUAUGUGCCAAAGGUUCCAAAUUAAUUUUUACACUGUCAUUUUAUUACUCGCAGUCAAUCCCAGCUUCCUUAAUCUGAAUCUUGUCCCCAAAUAGGCAAAAAUUGGAAACCUUCAUCUUACAGUCUACUACUGUUAGGAAGCUGAUCAUGUAUUCACUCCAGCAUCUUCCUUAAACUUUCCUGUUUGUCUUUUCCCGUUCAAACAUUAAAUUAUAUUUGAAGAUCUUCCCAGUGCUAAGCACUUUAGAUGAACUUUUCCUAGUCCUGCUAACAAGGAGAUCAAGCAUACUUUGGAUUUAGUGGCUAACAAAUCACCAGGCUGGAUUGUCCAUUAGGUCAAGUGAUGAAAAUAACCCUGGUUGCCAUGGCUUUCCAUAAUAUUGCACUAUCCUGGUUCUUCUCUUAACCUGGCUGACUACUCUUUGAAAGUGUUGCUCAGCCACCUUGACUUUUUUCGACCCCUUGGACUGUGUAACCUGCUGGGCUCCUCUGUCCAUGGAAUUCUGCAGGCAGGAAUACUGGAGUGGGUAGCCAUUCCCUUCAGGGGAUUUUCCUGACCCAGGAAUUGACCUGGGUCUCCUGAAUUGUAGGUAGAUUCUUUACCAUCUGAGCCACCAGGGAAAACUACUCUUUAAUCUGCUAAUAAUUUUGUCUUAAUCAUAUAUUCCCCAAGGUUUAAAGGGUGAUAUUGGGAGAAAAUAAGUGGGUUUUGUAAGUGGCAAAUCUUAAUGUUAAGCAGGUAAGAGUUUAGCUUUUUCCCAGUGGACUCUGGUCUAUAAUUGUGUUAGAUAAAACAAAAUUACACACACACAAAACAAUUGAAUUGUGAAAACUACAUUCUAAGAAGAAUUUUGAUAAACCAAAGAGUGCCCAUAUGAGUGAUUAAUAUAGUGAGAGGUCUAGAAACCACCUCUUAAGAAAAAUGUUUGACAGGGUAAUAAUAGCUACAUUUUAUUAAGUACUGUGUGCAAGGCAAUGUGCUAGGGGCUUUUAUUGUUUAUUCAGAUAUUUAUUGAGAACUUAUUCUGUGCCUGCUACUAACUGUUUUAGGUAUAGAAUAAAGUGGUGAACAAGAUAGAUAAGGUCUCUGCUCUUAUGGAGCUUUAUAUAUGUCAUUUAAUUUUCAUAACAGCCCAUAACAAAAGUAUUAUACUUCAUUUCAUUGUUGAGUAACCAAGGCACGAAGAAUUGAAAUAAACUUUCCAAGGUCAUGCAGCUAGGUAGAACCUUGAAGCCGUUCAACACAGGUUCCUCAUUAGAAUCAUGUAACACCAAAAAGGACUUGAGUGACUAUUUUCUCAAUUCUCCCAAAGAUAGUAUCUAACUAAUGCUAUUCUAGACAGCCGAAAAGAAGUUAGUUCAUAAUAUAUGGAUUCCUUAUGGUGGCUCAGAGGUUAAAGCAUCUGCCUGCAAUGCAGGAGACCUGGGUUCAAUCCCUGGGUUGGGAAGAUCCCCUGAAGAAGGAAAUGGCAACCCACUCCAGUAUUCUUGCCUGGAGAAUCCCAUGGACGGAGGAGCCUGGUGGGCUACAGUCCACGGGGUCGCAAAGAGUUGGACACGACUGAGUGACUUCACUUCAGGCUGGAUGUGGUUGAGAAUCCCAAACCUAUAAGUGAAGAGUUUGGAGAAGAAUAGUAAAAUUAAGACUGAAGACUUACGGAAUCUGAGUUCCACGACCAGAGAUCAACCCUACACACCCUGCAGUGGGAGUGCAGAGUCUUAACCCCUGGACCACCGAGGAAGUCCCAGUGCUUCAUAAUUUUAAAUCUGAGCUGAUGAAUCUCUAAUUUCUCCUGGUUCUUAACAUUUGGAACUGUCCAAGUUACAACAUCUUCCUAGAAUCAAAAAGACUGUUAUGGAAGCAAGGACUGAUAGAAACCUCUUGAAAUGAUCUAAAGCAGGAACAACUAAGUUUCCCAAAAGUGGUCCAUGUUAUUAAAAAUCCAAAUGUUGUUAUACAAAAUGACUUUUAAGUAUCACUGCCUGUGUAGCAUGUUACCAUUCUAAAAUAGAUGAAUUUUCUAAAACAAAAAAUAGUCCCUCAGUACUCCAUUGUAAGUUUUAAAAAAGCCAUGGUAACUUCCUUUUUGUUUUUAUAGACCUUUGUUUAUUGUAUCAUACUAGGCAACUGACUAGUAUGUGUUGAAGGUAAGUUCUAUUAGCAUAUUUACUUCCUCUAUUCAUCAGCUCUAAAAGUCUUUAAAAGAAUGCUUGAUUGGGGUACAGGAAAAAGGAGGCUCUCUCAAUAGCUGGAUUUGGUGCUAAGCCUAAUUCUGAGAGGAGUAACUCAGCAGAAAGAAAAGAGUCCUAUGGGAGGGAAGAGUAGGUAGACUUUUAAUUUUGAGGCUUAGCUGUAUUUCAAACAAAAUUAUGUCUUUUAUUCCUUUGGUGAAUCUAUCCAGAUCACACUCAGGUGCAACUUUUUUCUUUGCAAUUUCCAUGAGUGUGUAUGCUAAGUCCCUUCAGUUGUGUUCAACUCUUUGUGACCCUGUGGACUGUAACCCACCAGGCUCCUCUUGUCCAUGGGAUUCUCCAAGCAAAGCACUGGAUUGGGUUGCCAUUUCCUCCUCCAGGGGAUUUUCUCAGGGAUUGAACCCAUGUUUCUUGUUUCCUGUGUUGGCAAGUGUGUUCUUUACCACUGACGCCACCUGGGAAUCCCAAUUUCCAUGAAAAGUACUCUUAUUUCCCUAGCCGACCAGUGUGUAAGUUUGAAUGCCUAUGACUCCAUACUACCUAUUUUCCUAUCUUUAUUGCCUGUGUCCAUUCAGUUGCAAAGUCCUGCUCCUUUUAUUUUCACAAUGUAUGUAUGUUGACAUUUAUAUGUAUCUCAUCACCUAUACUGUAUUUACCCGAACACCUAUCCUGUUUUGUUUGCUCUGUUUCUCUGCAUCCUAAGUGUGUAUAGCUGCAGACCAAUAAACUCAAAGCAUAUCUCUCUGAUCCCGUAGUUAAACUAUAACUUUACAGUACUGACUGUAAAUUACUCCAGUGUUAACCAUAGUAUAUCCCACAGAAUCUGUAUGAGAAAUACAAGAUGCUGUUUUGAAAAAAGACACAGUGAAAUUGACAAGUGCAUGUUUUAUCACCUUUUUAAGGAGACAUAAUGUGUAAUAACUUGUUAAAAUUUCUGGCAAUUCAUUUGCAGGAUUGUAGUUAUCUGCUUAGGGAUCAAACCCAUGCGCCCUGAAUUGGAGGCUCAGAGUCUUAACCAUUGGACCAUGAGAGAAGUCCCUCAAGCCGGCAUCUUUAUUCCACAUGAUUUCUGGUAUCUGUCUAUGUCUUUGGUGAGUGGGUGGGAGAAUGGAGGCAAACAUGCAGCUGCAGAUUCCCAGCCACUGAGGAGGAAGACUGGCUUUGUUACUAAGAAAGGGCAUUUAGGAACAUCCCCUAAUGUAUAUGGGUAGGUGCAAUUAUUAAGUGUGCUAAUAAUGUAAUGUUAAAAAAAACUUAUGGUUUACUUGGCUUUUAUUUCACUAGAAUAUCUGAAGGUAGCCCUACUUCACAAUACACUUCUGAAUCAGAGGAGAAAAAUAAUUGUCUUUACUGUCUUUCCAAUGAAUACAGUAAGCUAAAGACCUGAGAAUAGCUGAUGCAAUGAAGCUUUAAAAACUGUACGUUCUUUAAACUGACUUUUAAGACUUUCCAUAAUCUGACCAAAUUAUAUUGCCAGUCUUCUUUCUUAUUCUUAAUUCCUCCUGUUCUUAAUUUGCCUCUAUAUCUAUGCCUAUCCUAAUCCCUUUAACUAAAUUACUUGUCCUUCACAUUUUCUGCCUGUUAAGUUUAUCCAUCCAGAUUGGUUCAAGUUCUUUACUGUUGCAAAGGAACACACCCUUUUUAACCAGGUUAAGCAAAACAUGGACUGUAUUGACUCACAGAACAGGAAAAGUGUGGUAACUUCUAAUAGUCUACCUAACUAACUAUCAUUGUCUAUAGCAACACCUUGGUUCUUCCUUUCUUUGGAACCACCUCCUUCAUCCUCUGUUCACAUGUUUGCAAUAAGGCUUCACACCUAGCUCCAGGGAUAGAGGUGUAAUCUAGGUCUUAUCUCCCUUACUACAUUGUCUCAGGGCAGACCACUUGUCUAAGUUAAUCUUUAUAUAUAUAUUUGAACCUAUUAAGUGCCCCCAAAGUAGAAAUUUAACAAAUGCCUGUUAAAUGAAUGAAUGAACUUCACAGAUUGGCUAUUUCUCCAUGGACUCAAAAUCCAAAAAUGGAACACUCCAGGAAGGGAAGUGCAGGAACUGUAGUGUAAACUUAAAAACAUACACACACACACAUCAUGAGAGUUGAGAGUUAAGUUUUAUUUGGGGGUGAAAUGAGGACUGCAGCCUGGGAAACAGCACCCCAGGUAGCUCUGAGAAAGUGCUCCAAAGAAGCAGGGGGAAGGUCAGUUUAUAUGAGAUUUUGGUGUAAGGGGAGUACAUGCAAUGACGCACAUAUUUUUCCUGAAGGUUUCGUCUGCUCUCGUGAAGCUUUUGCUAGUCAUGAGAAGCAGUCACCACCAUGAAGGGUUUUAGUACUUUUCUGGAUAUGAGAAAAUAUAAGAAUUGGGCUUAUAAACUUGGAUCCUGAAAAUAUCUAACUAUCUGAAGACCUGUCCUGCCAGUCCAUGUCCUCCUGGGUAUGGAGGGUGUCAUUUCUGCUGUCCACCCUGAACGCCUUUCAGCAGCUGCAACAGCACAUGAUUUCGUCUUUCUAGAGAUCAAUGGCAAGUGCCCAUGGCAAGUGUGAAUUUGUAGUUGACAGUAGUCUCUGGUCUAGGUAUCCAGUUGCUUGAGCAAAUUAGAGUAAAAUGAUAAGACUAAGUUUUCUUCAAUUAAAAAAAAAAAAGCCAUGUCUUUGUAGCUUACUUGGUCUGUUCUUAUAAGAGUGAGAACUAUGCUCUUCACUUUCUAUAUUUUCAUUGGAGGCCAAAUGUGACUAUUAUUCUGAUUAUAUAGCAUUUAUUUUAUCAUCCUCCAAGAGCUGAGUAUUUAAAAUUUUUCAAAUUUUUCACUCUAUUAAAUAAC
Dama dama (fallow deer) is the source of this 6189-nucleotide messenger RNA. It is a transcript of the gene C1H11orf71, whose product is annotated as chromosome 1 C11orf71 homolog. The record is from RefSeq and is a predicted model, not a curated record. Gene Ontology annotation, cellular component: nucleus. The coding region runs from base 170 to 568 and encodes 132 amino acids. The transcript has 2 exons. NCBI's taxonomy places the organism in Eukaryota, Metazoa, Chordata, Mammalia, Artiodactyla, Cervidae.